Messenger RNA from Malania oleifera, 3171 nucleotides. RefSeq lists its product as uncharacterized. The record is from RefSeq and is a predicted model, not a curated record. NCBI's taxonomy places the organism in Eukaryota, Viridiplantae, Streptophyta, Magnoliopsida, Santalales, Ximeniaceae. The transcript has 8 exons. Bases 98 to 3151 code for a protein of 1017 amino acids.
UAUGAAAAUGCAGGGGCUAAAGUUCAAUUUGUAUUUCGUCACUCUUCGAGCCUGAUUCUCAAGGCGGGAAAGCAGAGAGAGAGAGCGAGCGAGAAGAAUGGACAGAGAAAGCUUUGGUAACGACUUGCAGAGCAUACUGAAAGCCAUCAAAUCUUCAGAUGUUGUUGAGGACCGUGUUCAAUUGCUUUCCAGGCUUUCCAAUUUAGAAAUAUCUGAGAAAUCCGACUUGGUUUCUCUGGCCGAAUGGCUCACAACACUUUGGGAAGAUUUUACCUGUUUGGAUGUAUCCCAAUGCAUGUUAAACAAGGGUAUAUUACAUGUGGCUGCAAAAUUCUUUGAGUCAGGCAUAUCUGGGUGUCUAGGACAAUUUCUUACCCUUGGGAUAAAGGCUAGCAUAUGGUGUGGAAAGCAUCUGAAGCUGACACUCAUGUCAACUGGAGACUCUCAAGAAGAAGAAGAACAUUCAAUCUUCUUUUUUCAGUUGCUUCUUGAUUUGUUGAGCUUUUCUGCUGCUAGUUUUUCAACUUUAGCAAGAUAUCCUGUCUUGAAGGACAAGAUUCUAAUGGGCACUCUUGAGAAAUUUAUCUUGGAACAGUUAAAUAUUACAAAGGAUUCAGUGUCAGAGAUUAAGAGAAUUGAUUCAUUUGGUUCAGAAGUACUGAAAGUGGUACAACUAGUCCUUGAUGCUGUGAUAGAAUUAUCAAAGGUGUAUUCCCAAUCUAUAAACUGGGAGAUUUGUGACGUACGAGCUGAGAAAGACAAUAGCACUAUAAAAUGUGAACAGGCUGAUGGCAGAAAUCAUAUUGUUAACAUAAUAAAAUGUGCAAUUGAAAAAUUGUUUGAAUUGGGCAUUGUUGCAGCUAAUAAUGGUGGCAAUCUGGUGGCCAUUCUUAAUAUGUCGUGGAAAGGUGUGGUUACCUUGCUUCAGCUUGGCAAGGGGACUUUAGCAGCAGAGGUGAAGGUUUCUGAUAUAAUUCUGACUCUAAUUUCACUGGCCAAGGAAGCUUUAAAAAGUGCAGCCAAGGCAUGGUCUUCUUCCCUGAAGGAACCCAUUUCUUCAGCAGAAGCGAAAAGGACAUUGAUUCCUGCAAAAUUUUACCUGAUCAAUGCAGUAAGAAUAUUGUUGUUAUAUCCAUGUGAAGCCUUUUUACUCUAUAAGGAGAUGGCGCUUUGUGUUGUGAUGAUUUCAACCUUUUCAAUUUCACUAACCAAAGAAACUUUUCUGAGAAAUGCAAGUGAAGCUGUGGCAGAAUUUUUGGAGCCAACAUCUUUUAGUUUACUUAAAUCCUUACUAAAUUCAGAUCAAGUGAAAGGGGAACUUAAGUUCCAAAUUUUGGAUUGGGUGUUCACUGAUGAAAUGGAUUUAAUUUCAACCCAUGGGAAGCCCAGUAGUUAUGAUGGGAUGAUUUCAAUGGAUGCAAUCUUUUCAGUGGGCUGUGAAGCAAUGCCUAGGUCAAGAGUAUUGUUGCUUGGACGUGUUGUUUUCUUUCUGCGUCUUUUGAGAAGUUCUUGUGAACUUCAAGAAGAUGUGAGAUUCAGGAUAGCUAGAAAGCUUGAAUGGCUUUUGAAUAUUUUGAUUGAUGAAGAGGUGUAUUGUUCAGUGCUUGUCUUGCAAAUUCCUAUAUUUCAUGACACUGGAAAAUCCCAAGAGUUAGCUUGGCAGCCAAUGUUUUAUUGGCUUUUGCAUACUUUGAAAAGCUUCAUGAUUGUGGUUUCUUCAAGUCUAGCCUGGGGAGAAGUACUAUAUUUCCUGCUUGAGAAUGCCUUCCAUCCUCACUUCCUUUGCAGGGAGAUUGUCAUGGAACUUUGGUGCUUUAUGGCACGUUACGCGGACGCACACGUGGUGAAUGAUGUUGUUGAUAAACUUAGCUCAUUGUUGAAGUUAGUGGCAUCUUCUCAAUCUGUUCUUAUUCCUGGAUGCGCAUUCAGAAAGUUGGCAAGAUCAAUCUGUGUGCUUCUUACUUGUAGCACUCAAUCUACCAUAGAUCGAUUUUACAGUUCUAUUAUUGGUGACAAGAGAUCUCAAACAUCAUGUCUUUUGAGUGUGGCCCUUCUUAUGGAGGGAUUCCCCCUCACAUUGCUUACAGACAAUAGAAGAAAUAAAGCCGUGGAAAAAAUUAUUAUAGAUUAUUAUUGCUUCAUAGAGAGUUCUGAUGAUGAGUCGUGUGGUUCUGGUUUGUUUGGAGUACCAAUUUUUGCACUCUCUGCUGCCUCCCAGUCUCUCCAGAUGAGCACAGCUGAUAUCGACAUGAAAACCUUGAAGUUUCUAGUUGCUAUCAUUCAGAAGUAUAGAAAGUCUGUUGACCACCAGAGGAAGGAGCACUACCAUAAACUUUUGAGUGAAACAUUAAGGAUCAUCUCUAACACAAAGCAUCUAUAUGCAUCCGAUGAAAUGGAAGAAGUUAUCUUGGAGCUUCAAAAAUUGUUUAUCUCGGGGGGAGCAGCCUCAGACACUAGAUUGCAUCAUUGCAAACCAGGUUUGGCUUCCUUCAUGGCUGGACUGGGACACAUGGAGCUGGCAGAGACUGAGACAAGUUUGAAAAGCUCUGCCGUAUGGGAUUUGUAUCAUAUGCUAUUGAUGGAACGUCACUGGGCACUUGUUCACCUUGCAGCCACAGCUUUUGGAUAUUUUGCGGCUCGUACGUCUUGCAAUCAACUGUGGAGGUUUGUGCCACAAAAUGCGGCUCUUUCAUUUGAUUUAGAUGGAAACGAGGCAAAGGAGGAGAGAUUCAUGUUUGAACUGAAAGCAUUUCUUGAGAAGGAAAAGGCUAUUUGCACCACUACACCAAGCUCUGAGGAGCUUGGUUUGCUUGUGAAGGAAGGUCUGAUGCUGAAAGACAUGGUUCAAAAUAUCAACAUUGAUUUGGAUGUGACUGAAGGCAUGGAACUUGAUGGUGACAACCAAGCCAACAAGAGAAGGAAACUUCCCGAUGGAAUAAGCAGAGGAGUGGAAUUGUUACAGAGUGGUUUGAAGGUCAUUGGUGACGGUCUCUCCCUGUGGCAGCCACAUCAUUUUGAUUCCACUGAACUACAUGACAAGUUCUUGACUCAAUUUUCUCGUCUUGAAGAAAUGAUUGAUCACUUGAUCAACAACCUAGCAGGUAGCGGGUGUCUCAAUCUGUCUGGGUGUUUGGAUGAUCCAUGGAAAUGAAAAUGCUUCAUUGCGUUUUA